AAAAUAAUAUGAACAAAACAAAUUAAAAAAACGAAAAUAAAGCAAAUUUGUGAAGUGAAAAAGUUGCGCCAAAAAUUCUUACUUGGAUAUCGCAUAAAUAGUCGAGAAUGGAAGUCUCUACACAAAUCGAGAAGAUAAUCACCAGCUUAAAGAAAACCUGCGAACUGGCCAUAAAAUGCGACAGUAACGCGAAUCUGGACGAGUUCCUGGCAAUGGCAGCGAAAAUUUCUCAAGUCGAUUUGGAAAAUGCUAAUGCGAUAGAAGCAAUGGAAUCGGCAGCAGAAGCUCAAACGGAAGAAGAAUUUGAUGUUAUUUUUCGUCGAUCCAUGGCGGGAGACGUUGAUGACGAUGCUGUGAAGCGUCACCACAUCUACAAAAACUUCGAACGCUUUACUCGUGAUUUAUUAAGCAAACGAAUGCUCUCAUCAACAACAACAGUCACGCAAACUACAGUUACCAAUGAUAUGGAAAUUACCGAAACCAGUCACGCUAUUGAUCCGAUAACGAAGGGCCCACUUGUCCGGCCGGUUCGGAACAAACAUUGCAAUCACAUUUAUGGCUAUCAAAGUGUCAUCGAUUCGUUGGCAAUCAAUCGCCGAUUAAGAUGUCCGAUGGUUGGCUGUUCCAAUAAAACUUUUGUCAGCGAACAAGAUUUAAUUGAACUGUGAACAAAAACGUUACCGAUAACGAAUUCAUUGGGCUGUAAAUUGUUGUACCAGCAGGGUUUCUUAAUAAUAAUU
Messenger RNA from Bradysia coprophila, 740 nucleotides. RefSeq lists its product as uncharacterized. Gene Ontology annotation, molecular function: zinc ion binding; SUMO ligase activity. Gene Ontology annotation, biological process: protein sumoylation; double-strand break repair via homologous recombination. Gene Ontology annotation, cellular component: Smc5-Smc6 complex; nucleus. The record is from RefSeq and is a predicted model, not a curated record. NCBI's taxonomy places the organism in Eukaryota, Metazoa, Arthropoda, Insecta, Diptera, Sciaridae.